Molecule: messenger RNA, 1906 nt
Organism: Symphalangus syndactylus (siamang)
Lineage: Eukaryota; Metazoa; Chordata; Mammalia; Primates; Hylobatidae
Product: small ribosomal subunit protein uS17-like
Biological process (GO): translation
Cellular component (GO): cytosolic small ribosomal subunit; ribosome
Molecular function (GO): structural constituent of ribosome
Source: RefSeq, a predicted model, not a curated record
UUGCUUGAGGCCAAGAGUUGGAGAUCAGCCUGAGCAACAUAGCGAGACUCUGACUCUACAAAAAAUAAAACAUAAAAUUCAUCUUUAUAUUCCCAGCUCCUAGUACAGAAUAGACAGAUGCUCUUUACAAGGAAGUACACGGGGCGGGGGUGGGGUGGGGGGGUGGGUGUGGAGAAGAUAGAUGUUCCAUAAAUGCUAAUGAAAUUUACAUUUACUCCAAGUAGACGGCACUGAAUAAAUACUAUAUCAGAAAUAUAAAUCCAUGGCAAAUCCAUCAUUUGCUCUAGACAUAAAAAUCCAUAGUUCUCCAAAAGGAUAUGAGAGAGAGGAAUAGCCAGAAUAAGAAUCAGUGGCUCAUGUGCUUAAGACUCACUUGGGAAGCUUAUUUAAAACAUAGACUUCUGGGCCAGGCAUGGUGGAUCACACCUGCAACCCUAGCACUUUGGGAGGCUGAGGCAGGCGGAUCGCUUGAGCCCAGGAGUUCAAGACCCACCUGGGCAACAUGACAAAACCCCAUUUCUACCAAAAAAAAAUAUAUAUAUAGAAAAAUUAGCUGGGCAUGGUGGUAUCUGCCUGUAGUCCCAGCUAUUUAGGAGACUGAGGUGGGAGGAUGGCUUGAGUCCAGAAGAUAAAGGUUGCAGUGAGCUGAGACUGCACAACUACACUCCAGCCCAGGCAACAGAGUCAGACUCUGUCUCAAGAAAAAAAAAAAAAAAAAAAAAGACAGAUUUCUUUCACACAAAUACAUGUAAGACAAAAAUUCGACACUGUUUUAUUUAUAACAGGCCCAAACUGGAAACAUCCAAAGAGCCCUCAAGAGGUGGACGGCUAAGCACAUCAUGGUGGGUCCAUCAAAAGGCAUACUAGUCAGCAACAAACCACAGAGCGUCUGCUGACGUGCCUGACAGCACGGGGGAGUCGCACAGACAUUUCGUUAAAGCAGCCAGACACAAGACACGCAGUCUGAUUCUCAAAAGACAAAACCAUUCUACAGGAAGUGGAGAGUGGUUACCCAGGGCAGGAAUGGAGGAAGGGGCUCCCCAGGGAAAGGAUGGACCCUUUGGAGUGACAGAAAUCUGCUGUUUUGACUGUGAUUCUAGUGGCUCCAUUUGGAUGUAUAUCCACUUACUCUAUGUAAACACUAUCGCAAUAAAAUUGACUUUAUAAGACUAAAAGAAUUCAAAAACCCUGUAAUCCCGCCAAUUUUAAAAAUGUCCCCUCCUGUCCUUUCCUUUUUUCAGGCGGCCGGGAAGAUGGCGGACAUUCAGACUGAGGGUGCCUACCAAAAGCAGCUGACCAUCUUUCAAAACAAGAAGAGGGUCCUGCUGGGAGAAACUGGCAAGGAGAAGCUCCCACGGUACUACAAGAACAUCGGUCUGGGCUUCAAGACACCCAAGGAGGCUAUUGAGGGCACCUACAUUGACAAGAAAUGCCCCUUCACUGGUAAUGUGUCCAUUCGAGGGCGGAUCCUCUCUGGCGUGGUGACCAAGAUGAAGAUGCAGAGGAUCGCUGUCAUCCGCCGAGACUAUCUGCACUACAUCUGCAAGUACAACCACUUCGAGAAGCGCCACAAGAACAUGUCUGUACACCUGUCCCCCUGCUUCAGGGACGUCCAGAUCAGUGACAUCGUCACAGUGGGCGAGUGCCAGCCUCUGAGCAAGACAGUGUGCUUCAACGUGCUCAGGGUCACCAAGGCUGCCGGCACCAAGAAGCAGUUCCAGAAGUUCUGAGGCUGGACAUCGGCCCGCUCCCCACAAUGAAAUAAAGUUAUUUUCUCAUUCCCAAAAAAAAAAAAAAAAAAGUCCCCUCCUCAUAUUCGAAUCCUGUAGACCUACUUUGGGAGCUUGGGAACCUAUAUUUUUGUCUGUUUGUUGAGAUGGAGUCUUGCUCCAUUGCCGAGGCUGGA